Molecule: messenger RNA, 1286 nt
Organism: Mytilinidion resinicola
Lineage: Eukaryota; Fungi; Ascomycota; Dothideomycetes; Mytilinidiales; Mytilinidiaceae
Product: DUF1640-domain-containing protein
Exons: 3
Coding region: 10-861 (283 amino acids)
Cellular component (GO): mitochondrion
Source: RefSeq, a predicted model, not a curated record
CACAACACUAUGGCAACCUCAGCAAUACAAACGGCAUCUAUACCGCGCUUCCUACUCCCAAGGUUAACAUGGGCCUCGACGUCGGUUAGCCCAGCGAUCUCCGCUGGCCUCCUCCAGCCAAAUCGUAACCGGAGCUUCACAACAGAAGCUAUAGCAGGCACACCGCAUGCUUCUCUCGGAAGCCCAAAGGCCACCUGGACCAGAGUCGCAUCAAUCAAUUGCAGUACCACAUCGAAACUCCCAUCGACACAGCGACGCUCGGAGAUACUGUCGACCUUGAAUACCCGGCGCACCUUUUCCUCUACAGCGCGUCAAGCGCGGGACCACCACUUUGACACGCUGAAAUUUGUGCAGCGGUUAAAGGGCGAUGGCUUCACGGAGGAACAAGCGGUGGCUAUGAUGAAGGUCCUGAGCGAUGUCAUAGAAGAGAGCAUCCAGAACCUCACGAGGACAAUGGUGCUCCGCGAAGACCAAGAACGCGCAACCUAUACCCAGAAAGUCGACUUCGCAAAACUGCGCUCCGAACUCCUGACCGCCGACUCGACGGAGUCGUCACUGACGCGCGCCUCGCACGAACGGCUCACCAACGAACUCACCAAGCUGAAUUCGAGGCUGAGGGACGAGAUACAACGGACGCAGGCGUCUGUGCGGCUGGAUCUGAACCUCGAGAAGGGGCGGAUUAGGGAGGAGGCGAAUGUGCAGGAGUUGAAGAUCAAGGAGACAGAGACGCGGAUUGAGCAGGAGACAGCGGUGCUGAGGGAGAAGUUGGAGGCAGUCAAGUUCUCGACGCUGCAGUGGCUGAUGGGCGUCUGUACGGGUACAGCGGCGCUCAUGUUGGGUGUGUGGCGCUUGUUGAUGUAGAGGGCUUGCCUCUUGCUACAGCGUCAGAGGACGCAUCCCUCCCAGUAGGAGGAAGUAUCUCUUACUACAGCAUAUCACUGUAUUAUUCAACUGUAGGUAUCGGGAUACGAAUACUCUCCUCUGACCUCAUCGCGGUUGAUGUUGAGGGAGUCGGCCAAUCGCCGCAGUAUCAAACACGGCGCAUGACAGCCGGUGCACAGCGUUCUCAAGACGGUGAUUCGACGAGAGUCGACAGUCGACGAAAAGACGGGAAUAUGCCGGAAAAACAGGCAGCAGCAUGAUGGGGUGUUACGAUACGAAAUGCAGCGGGUGUAACGAUAGACAGCCUUCUUCCUUGUAUAGAACCUAAAUACCACGCUUCUGGCAUCAAAUGCCCCAAAUGCCCCAAAACGGCAAUAAUAUCACUUUCGAUGCAUGUCGAUGGC